AUGCAAAUGAUUUUAGUGUUCAUAGCAAUCGCAAUAUGCAUAACAGAGAAUGUCUCUGUUGAUUUUCGGACACCUGAUGGACAAAUUCUCCUACCUGAGCGUAUUCCAUCAACACCUGUCUUAUUUAUGGAGUUUAAAGCAUUCUCAAGAAAGUUCAGACUCAUGCUUAAUGACUCCUCGCAUUGCAUCAAUGGCAUUACAAUGAAAAAAAGUCUGUGCGACUUUUCAAUAUCAUCCCAAUCUCAAGAUGAUUGUUAUGGCUCCUUAUCAUUCUGUGGAGAAAUCAGUGGCAAAUUCAUUUUAGGUCAAUAUAUAUAUAACAUCAGAUCAACAAUGGCCAGUCACAUUCACAUAAGCCAAGUAGAGUAUCCUGUAAGUAAUCCAAAUAAAAUUAAUGAACUGAUCAGUACAGUAUCUACAGCCAAGGUUACAAGUGAUACACAAAAGAGAUUACCGAUAUUUCUAAUCAAUGAUUUUGAACGUGUGCAAGAAGUCGGUCCCAGCAUCAAUCAAGAUACAAUGCAAAUGUUUAAUAUCUCAAAAAAAAUACUUGAAAAAAACAAAUGGAAACGAUACAACAUAAACCUGAAGUUAAAUGGAAUACUAAAUGUUGUACAUUCUCCAUUAAAUGUGAGACAAACAAAUGUGCCUUGGGCUCAGACAAUAUCUGAAGAUCACACUGAAGGUCUUGAGCAGUUUGAUAACAUCAGAAUGUUAAAAACAUUCAGCGACAUGUUUAGAUCAAUCGACAAUAAAGAAGAUAUGAUGGGGAAACUAAUGGACCAGGCUGGCUUGAUUGUUCUUCUCCAACCGUCUGGAAGCAUUGUCAGCGGAUUGACUUUUUCCAAUGGAUUUGGAUCCUCUGAUAGACGAUUCAGCAUUGUCAGGAUAUCAGGCACCGACUCCUACUUCCAUCAGGGAAAAGUUCUAGCGCAUGAAAUAGCACAUUCAAUUGGUGCAAAUCAUGAACUGGGAACGAAGUGUCUGAUGAAACCAGAAGAUAGUCCUGUUGAUAAUGAUGAAGAUGCAUUUCUGAGCAAUAAAGCCAUAGAUGCUAUGGAACACUUUCUUUACAAAAAUAAAAUUCGCACGGAUACAAUCAAUACGUGUGGAAACGGAUUGAUAGAUGAUGAUAAAGAAUGUGACUCAGGCUUAUAUGCUGGGUCAUUGUGCUGCACAAAUAGAUGCAGACUGAGGUCAGGAGAAUUGUGUAGUAAUUAA
Ordospora colligata OC4 is the source of this 1221-nucleotide messenger RNA. RefSeq lists its product as uncharacterized. Gene Ontology annotation, molecular function: metallopeptidase activity. NCBI's taxonomy places the organism in Eukaryota, Fungi, Microsporidia, Ordosporidae. The transcript has a single exon. The coding region runs from base 1 to 1221 and encodes 406 amino acids. The record is from RefSeq and is a predicted model, not a curated record.